This is a messenger RNA of Heterobasidion irregulare TC 32-1, 2078 nucleotides long. RefSeq lists its product as uncharacterized. The record is from RefSeq and is a predicted model, not a curated record. The transcript is spliced from 5 exons. NCBI's taxonomy places the organism in Eukaryota, Fungi, Basidiomycota, Agaricomycetes, Russulales, Bondarzewiaceae. Bases 726 to 1778 code for a protein of 350 amino acids.
CUGAAAUGCAUAUCAGUCUCGUCUGCGACCAAUUUUGCCUGUGUCUUCUCUAUUCCGCAACGCGCUUCUCUCGCAUGCUUCUCAUUUUGAGCAAUGAAGGAGGGCCCAGGGUUGAAAUAUGGCUUUUGACUCCGUUGGUCUGAAACGAAUCCCAAGAUCUCGUGUGAUUAUUACGAGAAGCGGCAAGCCUAACUCAGGACGAAGCCGCUGGUAGUCAAGCUGCUCCCGCCUAUCCCACCCAAGGUAUACUGGAACCUCCCCGCGCUAGUCGAGGACACAGCUCCCUCAUCGUUUCACGGAAGCAAAACAGGGGAAAUAACAAUUGAUGCUCUCAAUUGUUUGGGGCCCUUCCGUGCUUUUCGCGGCAUCGUCAGGGGAGGUUCGCCGUCUUCUGCCGUCUACCCAGAUCUGAAAGCAUGGAUAGCCUCCACGUUCACGGAGUCUACUUACCGAAUUUGGAGCGACCCUCAGAUCUGCUCUUCUCCCUUGGGAGAUCAAGUCCACUCGGGAGCAUCGGUCUACGCAUACUCAGAUUUUCCUCAAGAUUCUGCACACCGCUUAAUCUUACCAAUGCCAGCUCGACGUGAAAUCCGAGGGGUUGCACUUGGCCGUUUGCUUUGAAUUGGCGAUGAGGACAUUUAAAGGCUGCCCGCAAAUAAGCUCCAGAGUCCAUCCUCAUCUUCCUUUCCUUUCCCUUUCCUACUCUUUCAACUUAUUCUCAGACAAUGUCUUUUAUCAAGUCCGACUCUUUCGUUCUUCCCGACUUCAUCUCAUACUGCCGGUAUCCCGUCCGUACCAACCCUCGUGGACGGGAAGUCGCCGCAGCCUCCGAGUCCUGGCUCCUCGCAGGUGCCCACUUGACUACGAAGAAGCGCCGGGCAUUUCUUGGUCUCCAGGCCGGGAGCCUCGCGGGCAUGUGCUAUCCUGACGCGGACGAGGAGCAUCUGCGCGUAUGUGCAGAUUACAUGAACUACUUGUUCAAGCUGGACGACUGGUCGGACGAGUUCGAUGCCAAAGAUAUCGAUAGCAUGAGGGACUGCGUCAUGAGCGCGUUGAGAGACCCAUUCGGAUUCGAGACGGACAAAGCAGUAGGAAAGUUGGCGAAAUGUUUCUUUGGGCGCUUCGUGCAAGACGGAGGUCCCAACUGCACUCAGCGAUUCAUCGACACGAUGGUGCUCUUCUUCCGCGCAGUGACUCAACAAGCUCUUGAUCGUGAACAUGACGAUAUCCCAGACCUGGAGUCAUAUAUCGCCCUUCGACGGGAUACAAGCGGGUGCAAGCCUUGCUUUGCUCUCAUUGAAUAUGCCGCUGGCAUCGACCUCCCCGAUAUGGUCAUGAACCAUCCAUACAUAGGUAUUCUUGAGGAUGCGACGAACGAUCUUGUGACGUGGACGAACGACAUCUUCUCGUACAACGUCGAACAAGCCCGAGGCGACACUCAUAACAUGAUCGUCGUCAUCAUGAACCAGCAAGGUCUCACAUUGCAGGAAGCGAUUGACAGCGUCGGCGACCUUUGCAAAGACACCAUCGAUGCUUUCGAGUUUGUUCGCCGCUCACUUCCGUCUUGGGGUCCCGACCUCGAUCGCCAGGUUCAGUUGUACAUUGAUGGUCUCCAGAACUGGAUCAUCGGCUCUUUACACUGGAGCUUUGAGACGAAGCGAUAUUUCGGGGACCAAGGGCAGGAAAUCAAGAAUCAGCUCGUUGUGAAGCUCCUUCCCAAGAAGAACAUUGAGGUCUCUGUGUCCCCUGCUCCAGCUGUUUUCUCAUCAAAACACUAGUAGUGCUUAUAAUCUAAGCUGUUUUGCCUAACCUUAUUCUCAUCUGGACUUCGAACUAAUCCUCUCGUUACGCUAUUUAACUCUUACAUAUAAAAUUUAUCAUCUAUGUAUAGAUUUUCCUAGAUAUUCUUCUUUUUUAUAGAUGGCCUUCUCAACACUCGCUACGUUAUUUCGCAGAUCACUCGCACUCUUUUGGUCCUUUACUCUCCCGUUUCUCUGUAGCCCUCUCUUGACUGCAUUGCUGCUCGCGCCGUGUCGCGUCUCAAUCGCGUCAAUAAUAUACUCAGUUUGAGUUUUCCC